Notolabrus celidotus (New Zealand spotty) is the source of this 4041-nucleotide messenger RNA. RefSeq names its product hyperpolarization activated cyclic nucleotide-gated potassium channel 3 (gene hcn3). Gene Ontology annotation, biological process: potassium ion transport; transmembrane transport. The record is from RefSeq and is a predicted model, not a curated record. The coding region runs from base 995 to 2872 and encodes 625 amino acids. The transcript is spliced from 7 exons. Gene Ontology annotation, molecular function: voltage-gated potassium channel activity. NCBI's taxonomy places the organism in Eukaryota, Metazoa, Chordata, Actinopteri, Labriformes, Labridae. Gene Ontology annotation, cellular component: membrane.
UGUUAAUCACUCUUUAAAUGACUGAUUCUGUGAAAUGAAUAUCAAGUGUGAAAACUAACCGGUGUGGAGGGGGGCUGGUUUUCCUCCUGAUACUAUAUCUUGUAAACAUUACAUAGGCUACAUAUUAUAGGCUAUAUUUGUCCCUGUCGCCCAAGAGGGUCCAUGUUUUGACUUCGAAACACGACCUGCGCCACUGACACAAAGUAUGGGGCUUUGUCCAGCGGAGGGAGGGCGAUUUCCCCACAGGGAGGAGGUGGAAGAGGACAGAGGAGAGGAGGAGAGAGGUGAGUGGACGCAGUUAUGCCAGCAAGCCGAUUAUUGAAGGCUGCCGAGCUCUCGCUUUCAAUUUGUCGCCGUCCUCUCAUGGUCAACAAGACGCGAGGAAAACUGAAGCUGAAGUUAUUUCCACACUGAGCCGGCUUCAGGAAAGACAGGAAAGUAUUUUUUUUUCAUACUGGCUGCAACUUUUUAUAGGCUAACAUUGUAAGAACUCGUGUUUGAAAUGCCCUUAUUUCGAUUUUGUGCUUGCAAGGAUUCAAUAUGAAAGCUAGGCAAGAAGUUACACUUCUUUUUAUAGUUCUGUUUUAACUUCUGUCUUUUUGAAAUAUUUUUUUAAUCUACCCUACACGAUAUUUUAGUGCAUCAAGUAAGGUGAAAUGCACCUUUAAAUUGAUGUCACUUCUGAAAUUUUUUGUUUAUUUGAACUACAAUAGGUUAGUCUUAUGAUAUUUUUUGAAAGAAUGCCAGAAGUGUAGCAAGUUAUCUAGAACCUACUUUUAUGGUUGCUGUAUAGUCAGGACUCCACUCUGUUACAUGCCUAAAAGUGCUCUAGGGUAGGUUUAUUAUAAGCUUAACACCAGUAAUGCAUAAGCUUGAUCUGGCUGCAGCAAAACUCUUUAUGUGAAAGUGAACUUUACAACCAGGAACCUCACAGCCAAAGCCAGGGACAAGGAAACCCUUUUUGCUUUCCUAGUCUGAAGUACAAAGUGUCAAAAUGACCAGCCCCACCAGGAGUAUCAAAGAUCUGAAAAGCAUAGACAGCCCGUCACACAAACCGGACACCUCCAGGUACCGAAGCUGGAGCAACUGGAGCUUUUCUCGAUGGAGAAGCGGCUCCCAGAGGACAAGUCCCCCUGGUUCCCCCUCCCCAAAGGCAGACAAAAAGAGUGAUGUGUCCAAGACGCUCUUCUCCUUGGUCAAGACACACAACGAUGACUACACAGCGGAUCCAGACGGCCUGCUGAACAUCAGUGAUGAGGCCGAUGGAGGAGGAGGCAAUGAUGAUGAGGAGGACAUCGAAGAGGACCAGUCCACCUACUUCCAGAAGCAGUUUGGCUCCCUGUUGCAACCCGGGGUCAACAAGUUCUCCUUGCGCAUGUUUGGCAGUCAUAAGGGUGUUGCUGCUGAGCAGGCCAGAGUCAGGAGCUUUGGAGUGUGGAUCAUCCACCCCUACAGUGACUUCAGGUUUUACUGGGACAUCGUGAUGCUCCUGUUGAUGAUGAGUAAUCUGAUCAUUUUGCCGUGGGGAAUCACUUUCUUUGAAGACCAGAACACCUUGCCCUGGAUCACUUUCAAUGUCCUGUCCGACACUCUCUUCCUGAUGGACCUGGUUUUCAAUUUCCGCACGGGCAUCCCAGGAGAGGACAGCCACAUCAUACUGGACCCCAAAGAGAUCCGAAAGCAGUACCUCCGCACCUGGUUCCUGGUAGAUUUUAUCUCCUCCAUCCCCGUGGACUACAUCUUCCUCAUUGUUGACCUGGAAGCCCGGUACGAGUCGUCUGACGUGUAUCGCACUGCCCGUGCUCUCCGCAUUGUGCGCUUUACCAAGAUCCUCAGUCUGCUGCGUCUUCUCAGACUGUCCCGCCUCAUCCGCUACAUCCACCAGUGGGAGGAGAUUUUCCACAUGACCUAUGACCUUGCAAGCGCUGUGGUGCGUAUAGUCAACUUGAUUGGCAUGAUGCUGCUGUUGUGCCACUGGGACGGCUGCCUGACCUUCAUGGUGCCUAUGCUGCAAGACUUCCCUUCAGAAUGCUGGGUAUCCAAAAACAAUAUGGUGAACGAUACAUGGCACAUACAGUACUCCUACUCCCUGUUUAUGGCCAUGAGUCACAUGCUCUGUAUUGGGUAUGGAGCUCACCCUCCGGAGGGCUUGUCUGAUGUUUGGCUCACCAUGAUCAGCAUGGUGGUGGGAGCCACCUGCUACGCCAUGUUCCUCGGUCAUGCAACUAACCUGGUGCAGUCCCUAGAUGCAUCACAUCGGCAGUAUCAAGAGAAGUAUAAGCAGGUGGAGCAGUACAUGUCAUUCCACAAACUGCCAGGAGACGUGAGACAGAGGAUCCACGAUUAUUACGAGCAGCGGUUCCAAGGCAAGAUGUUCGACGAGGACAGUAUCUUCGGAGAGCUCAGUGAUCCGCUGAAGGAGGAGAUUGUUAGCUUUAACUGUCGUGGUCUUGUUGCAAACAUGCCGCUGUUUGCCAACACUGAUCCUCAUUUUGUGACGGUGAUCCUGACCAAGCUGCGUUUCGAAGUCUUCCAACCAGGAGAUUUGGUCAUACGAGAGGGGACGCUGGGUAGGAAAAUGUAUUUCAUCCAGCACGGCUCAGUCACCGUCAUCCCUCGUGGUAGCAAGGAGAUUUCGCUCAAUGACGGAGCAUAUUUUGGGGAAAUCUGCCUGCUGACUCAAGGACGGCGCACGGCCACAGUGAAGGCCAACACCUACUGUCGCCUCUACUCCCUGAGUGUGGACAGCUUCAACGAGGUCCUGGAGGAGCAUCCUCUGAUGAGGAGGGCGUUUGAGAGUGUGGCUGUGGACAGACUGGACCGGGUCGCUCGAAAAUCCAGUUACCAGCCUCCCCCUGACUUACCUAAUUAAGACAAACUGCAGCUGGAAAUACAGAGGAUAUUUGUCUCAGUUUGACUGAACUUGACUACGUAACACAAAAACAUGAGCCUCUGAAUUUGUAUGCAUUGCUGGAUGAGCCGAUACAAACCCUCAAUUUAAUUUAUGAGCACACAAACGCUGCACUUUGCUGGUCUAUACUAACCUAAGCUCAGUUCUCUUUUGCUUGGCUCUCUAAAGCAAUCUGAUCUGUGUACACUUUUCAUUAGCACAGUUGUCUACAAAUGGUAAAAGCCGAAUAAAACACUGUUCAAUGUAGCUGUAAGCAUAUUAAAAUUUUGGCUGCAUGUGUGAUUUUGCACCACUGGCAACACAAGCUUUUCUAAGUUCAAGUACUGCUCACAGAGUGAUUUCUACCUUCCUGUCAGCUUUCUGAAACCACAGUUCCAUUAUCCAUCACAUCAUUCAUACCGGAUAUUAGAAGCACACAGGAGCACCAGCUGGCUGAUUCAUCAUACAGCUGCGUGUGUGUAUCCCUGGUUUAAAUGAUGUCUCAGGUCUAUAGGUUGAAUAAGCGAGGCUUUAAUUCCAUUGUUCACUGAGGAUAAGCUGCUGUGAUGUAAUAACUGUAAGAGACAUGUUUUACUCAAUAACACACUGCUGUUUAAAUGACCAUAUUUCAUUGUGCUCACGUGGAGUGUGGGGUAAAAUUAACUCAAAGGGAUCUUACAACAUAGUAUUAAAAGUCCGGAUUUAUGUAAAGUUGCUAAUGUUAUGUUAAAAUAACACCUUAACCUAUUUAUUUUUUAUUUUGAUUGAGUUACAGUUCUUCUUCAAAUGUUUAUGGAAAUGACCUCCAGUAUGUUAAAAACAGAAGACUGUAACAGAUGCAGAACAACCCUUUAUAGUUCAUUUGAUUUUAUAUGAUUUGUAAGUCAAUACACAGGCUUGUAAUAGGUCAAUAAAGAGAGUUACUGCUGAUGGCCUGAUUUCCUGUGGAAUAAAUAGAAAUGCUGAUUUUGUUAAGAUGAGGAAUAGUCUUUAAGUCACCUUCUCUAACACAUGCUGUAUGUACUUCAGUCAAUGUUCUGAUUACAACUGUUUUUUUUUCAUGUUCAUUUCAGUGGAGAAAACAGCCUGCUUAUAAAAUUCCCCUUCACUUAUUGGUUUAAUAUUAUCCACAAUGUCUAGCCUAUCCUUUU